UUCGAUUCUCGAAAGAACCAGUCGUGCGUACGUGUGUGUGUGUCCAAGUGUCUCGCUGCGUGCGAGUAUGUGUGUGUGUGCAUAAAAAGGCAAUAGAGGCAAGGAGUGAAAGAGAGAGCGCAACGAAAGUGAGCGAGAAGCAAAAAUUGUUAGUGCUUAUAAGGAUAUAUAGCGAAGAGGGAGAGAGCGCAAUAGAGGGUGAACGAGAGGGAGAGAAAGAGCAGAAGAAGCAGCAGCGACGCCGACAACAACUCUCGUGAAUGCUGAGAAACAAAAGAGGUAAAGCCGCAGCAACAAAAGGCGAAGAUAACCCCACUUCCCCUGUGGAACACAGAUCAAUUAUAUAGAGCCACAUCUAUAUAAAAUAUAUAUUCAUAUAUAUAACACAAGGACGCAGAGGACAUAGAAAGACAGACAAAGGAGAGACGCGCCCCCCUCGUUUCCCGUCCAGCCAACAGCCGUGUGAAACCGUCUUGAAUGGAUCCAUUUGUUGGCUGGUUUCAGAAGGAACAGGAGGGACCAUCGCUGCGCACAUGGUUAAAGAUUUGGGAGACGAAUGCCCAGGAGAUGGGCGCAUUGCUUGAUCAACAGCUACAGCAGGCAACGACGACCAACGGCAUUAGCAGCAGCGGCAACAAUAAUAGUAGUGGUAACAACAACAGUAGCAGCAGUAACUCCUCUAAUAAUAUUGGUAACAAUUCAACGGGCAAAUUAUACUUAUCGCGACCCUACAGCUCAUUAAAUCGGGUACUGAACUUCAAAGCGGAUUCUCAGGAGAUCCUGCUGCAUCAGCAGAUCAACGGAACCACGCAGCGCCACAGCAGCAAUACCACCACCACCACCAUCACCAGCGGCACCAACAACAAUAACAAUAACAGCAGCAGCAUAGUAACCAGCUCGUCAGCUGAUUCCUCUACCAAUCGGGACAAUACCUCUCCCGCCAACAGUAACACAACCAACGGACCCGGAACAGGAGGCAACGGUUCAGGAACAGGAGCAGGAGGAACCGGUACUAAUAGUCCGGCGACAACAGCGGCCACCACAGCUGCGACCACGACUGGUCCAGCCACCAGUAUGAGCGACACCAGCAACAACCCGCCACAAACAACGACAACGCCAGCCAGCCGCACGAACAGCAUCUACUACAAUCCAUCGCGAAAGAAACGCCCAGAAAACAAGGCUGGCGGUGCCCAUUACUAUAUGAAUAACCACAUGGAGAUGAUCGCAAAAUACAAAGGCGAACCUUGGCGCAAGCCUGACUAUCCAUAUGGCGAAGGUGUCAUCGGGCUACACGAGGAGAUCGAGCAUUUCUAUCAGUACGUCCUGCCGACGCCCUGCGAACACGCCAUUCGUAACGAGGUGGUCAAGCGCAUCGAGGCUGUUGUCCAUUCCAUCUGGCCACAAGCGGUGGUCGAGAUCUUUGGCUCCUUCCGCACCGGCCUCUUUUUGCCCACCUCCGACAUUGAUCUCGUUGUGCUAGGUUUGUGGGAAAAGCUGCCGCUGCGCACUUUAGAAUACGAGCUAGUGAGCCGUGGCAUCGCCGAGGCUUGCACGGUGCGUGUUCUGGACAAGGCAUCUGUGCCUAUUAUAAAGCUGACGGACCGGGAGACGCAGGUGAAGGUAGACAUAUCGUUCAACAUGCAGAGCGGCGUUCAGUCGGCGGAGCUAAUUAAGAAAUUUAAGCGAGACUAUCCAGUACUGGGGAAACUGGUGCUGGUGCUCAAGCAGUUCCUACUGCUCCGCGAUCUCAACGAGGUGUUCACGGGCGGCAUCUCCUCCUACUCGCUGAUCCUCAUGUGCAUCAGCUUCCUGCAGAUGCAUCCGCGUGGUAUUUACCAUGAUACAGCCAAUCUCGGUGUUCUUCUCCUUGAGUUUUUUGAGCUUUAUGGUCGUCGUUUCAACUACAUGAAGAUCGGCAUCUCUAUUAAGAAUGGUGGUCGCUACAUGCCCAAGGAUGAGCUGCAGCGUGACAUGGUCGAUGGACAUCGUCCGUCGCUACUGUGCAUCGAAGAUCCACUGACGCCGGGCAACGAUAUCGGAAGGAGUAGCUACGGCGUCUUCCAGGUACAGCAGGCGUUCAAGUGCGCCUACCGCGUCCUCGCCCUUGCCGUUAGUCCACUAAAUCUCCUUGGCAUCGAUCCGCGCGUUAACUCUAUACUAGGUCGGAUCAUCCACAUCACCGACGACGUAAUCGACUAUCGCGAAUGGAUCCGCGAGAACUUCGAGCAUCUGGUGGUGGUGGACCGCAUAUCGCCGCUGCCCACUGCCGCUCCCACUGCUUUCGCCACCUCCAAUGGGGCACCCAAAUAUGUGAUCAUGCCCUCGGGCACCGUUGUCCAGCAACUGUACCACCAUCCGGUACAGGUGCCAACUCCUCACGGGCAUAGCCAUGCGCACAGCCAUAGUCUAGGCCAUGCGCAUCCUGGUGGCCAUUUGGGCCAGCCGUAUGUGACCGGUACCGCCGCAUCUGCUGCGACGACGACGACAACGGUAGCGGUGGUGGGCAUGGGCGUGUCAGCCGGUGGAGCCCAACAACAGCAGCAGCAACAACAGAAUGCGUCAGCCCAUUCCCACGCGCAACAACAGUCACAGAACCAAUCGCAGUCGCGUCACCGUCGUGGCAGCACCUCAUCGGGAGAUGACUCCGAGGACAGUAAAGACUGCGAUGUGGUCGAGACGACAUCGGGUGCUCAGGAGGUCAUCGAUAUAACGCUGUCGCCACCGAAUAGUCUAAGCUCCAUAACUAUGCCGUUGCCAGUGCUCGCCGUGGGCAUGCCCUCGACUAGCAGUUGGAGCGGUAAUGGAAAUGGAAACGGCAACGGUAGCGGAAGCGGAAACGGAAACAGCAGUUCAUCAACAGGCUCGUCGCCGGAAAACGCCCACAUCGCUGCCCAAGAGAUGGACCCAGAGCUGGACGAUCAGCAGCAACAGCAACAGCAGCAGCACCAUGAGACAUCCGGAGGCAGUGGCUCCACCGGAGGUGGCGGAGGUUCCGGCAGGGCAGGCGGAGACGGCAGUGGUGGACGCAACUACAACCAACGGGGUAAUCAUAAUUCCAGCGGGUACUACCACCAGCAGUACUAUGUGCCACCGCCGAUGCAGCAACAACUGAGCAAGUCCAACUCCAACUCCUCUUCCAACAACUAUCAUCAACACCACCACAGUCACAGCCAUAGCAACCAUAGUCAUCGACAACAGCAUCACCACCAGCAACAACAUCACCAGCAGCGGCCGCAGCAUCUGCGCCUUGGCGCCGGCAAUCGGUAUCAGAAAUCGGUGGGCGGAUCGCCUACCAUAAGUGCCGGCAAUGCAUCGAACAGCAGCAGCAACAGCAGCAACAGUAGUAGCAGUAGCGGCAGCAAUAACAACAGACUGCCGCCGCUGCGAGGCACGUUAGUGAACUCCUCGUCGGCUAUAUCAAUCAUUUCCAUAUCCUCAGAGUCAUCUAUUGCCAGCAGCAGCUCCAGUUCGUCAAGAUCUGGGCAGGAUCAGCAGCAAAACGAGCGAGAUGAGCGAUAGGAUUAGGGUAAAGAAAAAGAUUGUGAAUGUGUGUGAGAGAGAGAGAGAGAGAAAGAGAUAGUUACGAGCUAGCAAUAUUUAUGGAUUAUAUAUAUUUCUUUCUCAGGUUAACUGCAAACUAUGCUGCAUUUUUCUAAUUAAUAUUCCUGACUCCAACUCCUCCAUCCGUUCCUAACUCCUUCACAAUCCCAAUUAACUAAUGGUUAGACUUUCAUUUAACAUUGCUGUCUCGCUUAAACUAGAAGAGCGACGAAGACCUACUAAGCUUAAUAUUAGGAAUUUUGCCUCUAAUUUCGCUAAAUGUAUUUCAUUUUGUUUCUAAAAUAAAAAUGAAAGAAAAAAAAAAAAGGAAUAUAUAUAUAUAUAUAUACAUACAUAUAUAUAUAGAUAUAUAUUAAGAAAAAACGGUAUAAAUAUAAUUGUAAACACAUAAUUAGAUUGUAAUGGUUUAAAAGAGCGAUAAACUGAAGUAUGAAAUUAGCUGCUAACACAUAUUUAAGGUUCCGCAACACAUAUGUUUCACAAUCUCUAUAGAGUUCCAUUUUCCCAUCCAUCUUUUAACCCAUGAUCACUCGCAUUCAAAAUGUAAAAUACCUUGUAGUUUUGGAAAUGCUAUACAUUUUAAGCAAAUGUCUUGUAAACUACUAAUACCCCAUAUCCAGCUCCCACCACCCCAUCUCUUCAAAAAGAAAAAAAAAAGAACAAAAAACCGAAAUCCUGUGCGCAAUUCUUACGCUACUAUUACUAAGUGAUUUUGCGCGCAAUAUGUAAAAAAAAAGGAACAUAAUCGAAAGCUAAAAAUCCCAUUUCCCAAAAACAAAAAGCGCCAUCUUUCCUUUUCCCUUAACUCCCAAUAAAGUUUUUUUUUUAAUUUUUUUCAAGUUAAUAUUAUACCUGAAAUGUAAAUGUUUUUAUGAUUAUGAUUAUUACGAAUAUGAUUAUGAUGCUUAUUAUUAGUUUUUAUAACUAUGCUUAGAGAAUCGAGAGCAAACUAAAAUUGUACGAACACAUUGCCUAGACCCAAGGCAAUUGUGUUUUAAAACAAAAACAAAAAAAAACUAAAGAAACAAAAACAAAAAAAAAACAAACAAACCUACAACAAGAAACGCAUCUUUUGUUUAAACUUAUUUACAAUUAAUUGACUAUUAUGAUUAUGCAAUGAUAUGCAUUUUGCAUAGAUUCCUGCCAUUUGUUUGUAUAGUUCACAACGCUCUGUAAAUAUACUUAGUUAUCGCCUCCCCUAUGACACCUCGAAAAACCCCUCCCACCACACCCACUUCUAAACGCACUGCCAUUUUGAGAAAGGUUUUAAAAACACACGUCGAAAAGGAGCUAGCAGAAGAGUAGAAAAGAACAUUUAGACUUUGUACAUGUAUAACAUUUUAGGCUGUUCUUCUUUCCAUUUGUAAGAGAAAAAACAAAAGAAAGCAAAACAAAAGCAAAAAUACCAAACAUGAAACAAAAACUGAACUAAUUGUAAAGUCACUUAAAUAGUCUAUGAACAUAUGUUUUCGUCAAUCGUUUUUGUACGCGAGUCUUGGAAUAUAGAAUUUCGAAACUGUAAUACUAGGCAGCAACAUUCAUAUUUUUUUAUUUGAAAUUACUUCCUCUUCUUUAAAACAUGAGAUCGUAAAUGACAAAAAAAAUACGAGGCUUUUAAAUGCUCCUCAAAUCAUGUUGCAAUAUUUUAACAAUGAAUUAAUUUGUUGGGUGUGAUAGCAUUUUUUAAACACAAUUCUAGUACGUUAUCAAGCAGUUUUGUAAACAACAUGUACAAAAUAUUGUAGAUUUAAUUUUCAUAUUUUAAAAAUACUGUUUACAUAUAUCAAUUCGUUUUGGAUUUUCACUUUUGUUAUUAUAUUUCCUUUUUAAAAUACUUGUGUAAAAAAGUUGCAACAUUAAUUUUCUUUGUGAAUCAUGAAUCAUGAGCUAGGAGUUCAUGCCAUUUAAUGAAAUGAAAUAUUGAACAUGAAAUGGUUGAAAACCAGUAAAAUAGUUAUUUGGCGAAAUUUAAACUGAAAAUCUUAACAUAAGUAAGAAAAAGUGAAAAGCGCAGGUACUAAAUAGUUCAAGUUACCCGAAUUAUUUCAUAAAGAACUCGUUUUUUUUCAUUUAAGAUCCUCAUUCUGAAAACAAAGAGGUUAGAUACUGAAAUCUUUCUUUUAUGUUGCCUAGUGUUAAUAAAGUGAUGUCCAGUGCUGGCAAAGGCCGGAGGUGCUCUCUCCCUUUCGCACGAUGACUCCUACAAGCUUGCAGCUGAGCUUUGAAGCCCACCUUACACACACUUUCUCACUCACAUCACAAACACACAACCACACAAAACAGGCGCAUAAACACUUACAGAGAGGGACACUUAACGGUAAAUUAGCAUAGAAAAAGAAGAUGAAGCUGAAGGCAAGGAGUAGUAAGUGAAAAUGAGAUAAAAAGAGAGAGAAUAACGUAUAAGAAUUAUUAAAUUUAUGCACUCGUCUGUUGAAUAUUUAUAUGAAUUAUAUGUAUGUAGUUACUAAUAUUAACUAAUUGAUAAAUAUACAAUAUUUAUAUGCAUAACUUAUGGAUUAAUGUGGACAAACAAAUGUUUAGAAUUAGCGUUUUAGCCACGUAAGACUCGUAAAUGGUAAAUCGUAAAUCGACAACUACUUAGACUACAUAACUGUGUACCAGAGCAUAUGUAAGCACUCCCACACACAAACACAGAAACACAAUUACACCAUUUACACACGCAUAAUCGCUAUGAAUGUUGAGGUUAUGUCGUAGAUUUUUCAAUAUCGAUCACUGUUCGCCUAGCCUAGAAAGUAAGCUGAUGAACUAACUGUAAAAUUAACUCAUUUCUUUACUGGAUUCCAAGCGCCACGACCCUUGUCCUUCGCCCUUUGUCCAUGGUCCUUUGUUUUAUUUGCGUUUGCAUUAUCGUUUCGAUUUUUUAUUCCAUUCCGGAACUACAUACAUAAUAUAUUUGCCCCUUCCUUGUCCUUCCAUAAUUCGCAUAUGUCCUGUGUGCCGUUGUUAUAUAUACACAUGCAUAUACUCGAAAAUAAAAAACAAACAUUUUUUUGUCGUCGCGAUAUUAGUGGGUAUUAAUAAAUUAAAUUAAAUUUAAUUAACUACAUUUAACGCAACUAAAUUCAAUUCAAGUGAAUCAAAUGAAUCGAUACAUGUAUAUGAUAGAGUUCAAUAGCUGUGUAAGAAUCGGAAUCGUAACAAUUUAGUAUGCAAAAAUCGUAAAUCUAACUGAUUGUAUAAUUAGCUAAAAGAGAAAAACGGAAGCGAUAAGCAAAACGAUGCGACAAAUAAAAGCCGGCAAAAAACUA
This is a messenger RNA of Drosophila eugracilis, 6830 nucleotides long. RefSeq names its product non-canonical poly(A) RNA polymerase protein Trf4-1 (gene Trf4-1). NCBI's taxonomy places the organism in Eukaryota, Metazoa, Arthropoda, Insecta, Diptera, Drosophilidae. The transcript is spliced from 5 exons. Gene Ontology annotation, biological process: RNA 3'-end processing. Gene Ontology annotation, molecular function: mRNA binding; poly(A) RNA polymerase activity. Gene Ontology annotation, cellular component: TRAMP complex; nucleolus. The record is from RefSeq and is a predicted model, not a curated record. Bases 478 to 3519 code for a protein of 1013 amino acids.